Molecule: messenger RNA, 5213 nt
Organism: Darwinula stevensoni
Lineage: Eukaryota; Metazoa; Arthropoda; Ostracoda; Podocopida; Darwinulidae
Source: the annotation of a GenBank genome assembly
UUAUCCCCUUUGCAGGUUUUCUCUGGCCUUUGCUCAAUAUAUUUGGGCUGCAAUUAAUUUAUGGUCACAUGAAGUAUGAUAGCAUAACCUGCCCUGAUCAUAUAGACCCAUGUUACUGCAACAUCACAAAAUAAAUUAUCUAGCCUGUGCAGAUGUGGAAAAGGAACAUCUGGAAUGAGAUCCUCAGUGUCAGUCAUCCUUUCAAGCCCUCCACCUGAUACAACCAUGCACUUUCCUGAUUAUGGACAAACUGUUAAGGAUCAUCAAGCUCUCUUGAUUCUUGUCAGGCAUUCAGGACAGCAGCUGAAGGGGAAGACCUUCAAUCGGCUAUUUGAUCGAAUUUCAAAGGUCAAUCAGGUGAAGAUAACUGACCAGCAGGGCUGGGUAAGGAAUAUUAGAUUCCGUUACAAGAAGGUGUACCCAGUUGAAAAUAAUGAUUGGGGAGACUUCCAGAGUCAUCGUCGUCUCCUUGGACUUAUUUCCCUUGGAAAGUGCACCAAUCAGGGGGAGCUGAAUGAAAUCUGUCGGCAACAUGAGAGUCUCAAGACCCGCUACAACGUCACAUUGUAUGACUCUCGCUGCAUCAUCUUUGGGGUGCGAGAGGAUGGGACUAUCUGCUCAUCCCCUGAGCCAGGACGAGCUACUUCAGCAGCAGAUGAUCACAUAGUCAAUGGGCAAUCAGCAAAUGAAGCCAAGAGUUCCUCAUCUCAUGGGGAUUUCCGAACGACCCCUCUCUUCUACCCAUGUGUAGAUUCCUGUGAUAGGCUUGAGAGUGACAUCAUUGACUUUGUCUCUUCUCUUUUCUGGGUCUUGGAAUCAAAACGAAUGGAAAAGGGCCUUGAGCGUCUGGAAAAGGUGCCAUUAUUAUGUGCUCCAUUUGAGAAGAAAGAUUUUGUAGGGAUUGACUUGGAUUCCAGAAGCAAUAGGAAAAGAUGCAUUGGAAGGGCAAAGAAGCAUUUAGCAGACCUGAGUCUGCAAGCUGGUUUACCAGGGGAAAGUAUACCUCUCUACAUAGCUGCCGUUGAUAUCCUUCGACCUGUCAAUGACUGGUUCUGGCUUGGCUGUGCAUUGGAAGGCCUUGCUACCACAUCUGCCAUUCUCCUGUAUCCUAAUGUUGGACGAACUCAGGUUGUCCAACGGAAUUCUUCCCUCAAUGUUGGAGACUCUUGUCGCCCAAAGGUCCCAGGAGGGUCUCAUUCUCUACCCAAUGGACUGGAUCCUUCAGAAGUAAAAAAUGCAGCAGCAAAUUGUCUGUCUCCUGAGGAUAUCAUAGAUAAAUAUAGAGAAGCCAUCAUCCAUUACUCCAAGUAUCGUCAUGCAGGGAUUGUAGAAGCAGAGGCAAGCAUCAAGGCAACCCAUAUCCUCAUUGAACAAGAUAAGCCUCUUCUUGCUGCUGACUUCCUUCAGAAUGUUGUCUUCAUCAACCUCAAUUUGCCAGAUGAAGAGAAGAUUCAGAGGUUUGUGACACUGUCUGAGCUGUAUUCCUGCAUUGGGUUCCAUCGGAAGGCAGCCUUCUUUCGGAGAGUAGCUGCCAUGCGUUGUGUGGCCCCGCAGAACCCAAAGACAGAUUGGAACCAGUGCUAUCAUCUCCUUCUCCUUGCUCUUGAAGGCUACAAGCUCAGCCUUGAUCCUGUUCUCUUCCCUGGCUCCUCAAGUUCCAGUGGUUGGGCAGUUCUACAGAUCUGUCUCCUCGAGGAGCUGAUUGCAUGUGCUCGUCGAAUGGGAAAUGUUACUUUAGCAACCCAACAUCUUGCCUUCCUUCUCACGUCCAUGAUGAAGCAUCUGAGCCUCAAUGAACGUCGGGAUUAUGCCCUCCAGUUGGAAGGCUUAGCUGUCUCCUCUGAUUCCAGCCUUUCUAUCCCACUUGCUUUAGACAAUGGAUUUAUUGUCCCUCCUGUCCAUCUCACUCAACUUCCUGAAUUGAGGUCUUUUAUGCCACUGGCACCUCCAUUGUCCACGAGACCAGUUCGUCUGAAAGGGCCAAAGAGGUCUCAGUCUGACUCACCAUUCAUCUUCAGUCCCUUCCAGACCUACAAUAACAAGGAUGCUAGAGCUUCCCCAUCAGAUAUGGAAAAAGGCGACACUGGUACUCUAGAUUUCAAUUGGGUGGUGGGAGAUAUAUGCCAUGUAGCCCUGAAUGUCUUCAACCCUCUCCCAAUUGACCUCAAGGUCUCCUCCAUUAGUCUGUUGACAUCAGGGGUGAAGUUCCAAAGUGAGUCAUGCUCAGUGACUGUGGCACCUCUAUCACCUGAUGUUAUCUUGCUCUCAGGAACUCCACAGGACAGUGGGGACCUCAAGCUUCUUGGGUACACAACUCAGCUGCUGGGAAUGAAGUCAACUUGUCGACUGAGAGCCCUGGGGAUCUCAGGCUAUGACAUCAAGAUCAUUCCCCCUCUUCCAACUUUGUCCCUCUCAUACAACAUGAAUCAAAAUUGGAAGGAGGGGAAACAGAUGGAUGCACUCCCAGUGCCCAGUUCCAGUCCCAUUCCCAGUUCUGAGCCUCCUCCCAUCAGACUAUCUCUCUUUGCUGGAGAAAGUCGAACGGUGGAAUUGGAGCUGAAGAAUGAAUCAGUUGACUGUGAGGUGUGUUUGAUGGAUGUGACUUUGGAAUCAUCACUGGAGGAUGAAGGAUAUGAAGAAGGGGAAGUCUUUUCAUGGGAGAAAGAUGUGAUCCAAGCCCAGCUUCCCAUUCAGCCUAGCAGUCACCUCACGUUCACUCUCACCAUCACAGCUCCUCACUGCCCUUCCCUAUCCAAUCACCCUCUGAUGGAAACUGGGAGCAUGGGGAGCAGCCAGGGCCUGAGUCAUAGUCUUCAGACACCCUUCCAGUCCCAGUCAUUGAGAGGAGGUAUCAUCUUAGGGAAUUUCCUGCCAAAGAGGAGUGACUCCAGUGUGUCCAUGAAGUCCUCCAGUGGAAGCAGGCACUCCAGCCUUGGUCCCAUAGGAACAGGAACUGCAGCCUCUCUUAACAAGUCACUCCAUGCCAAAGUAUUGGGGGGAGUUCUGUGGGUGAAGUACUCAGGAGGGAAAGGAAUCAAGAAGGAAUAUGCAAGACGUCUUGGGAUCCCCAUGAGUGUCGAAGUCAAACCAUCUCUUUGCAUAACGCAUUGUGAUGUCCUUCCAGCUCUCUUGGAGGAGCAAUGCUACUUGGUGGCAGACAUCUUGAACCAGACACCUCAUGAGAUGGAAGUGAAAUAUGCAGAGGGGAAGGAGAUAGUCCUGGAGGCAAUGGAUGCUUGUCGUGUCCCCAUCCCCAUCAAGCGAUCUCCCCUCAUACCACCGACAUUCCCCAAAUUGGGGGAUACAGAAGAAAUGGAGCGGAUUCGCAAGGAUGUUCUGAAGCAGGUGGACCUGAAGUGGCGGAUUCCUUCUGUGGAAGUAAGAGGGAGUGCAAAUGCGUGCCUCACCUCACUCCCUCUCUCACCUCGCAUGCUGGACCUCCUUCAUGUUCCCCCCAUCAAGUGGCAGGUUCGUGUGAACGGAAGGGAGACAGAAGGGGAUGAGGUAGGAUGUGGUCCAGGGGAAAUAUUGGAGAUGUCAGUGACAUUGGUGAACCUCUGCCCAAUGCCUCUCCCUCGUCUCCUCCUCCGCAUCCAGGUCUUCCAAGAUCUUGAGAAUGGGAACCAUAAUUAUAAUUUGGAGCGACGAAUUGCUAUCAUUGGCUCUGAUCGCACUCUCCUUUCAGCAAUUGGGGAGCAUGCUGAGUAUGAGCAUCGAUUUGGGCUCCUUCUGCUCACUCCAGGAUCAUACAAAGUAGACUUGUAUUGCAUUGCAUAUGAAGGGGAUGGAUCAUUAUCCCAGGAUUCUCCUCUCCAUAUGACUGUUGGAGGAGGGAAUCCAUAUGAGAAUCUCCCAAUGGUGAAGAACUUACCCUCAUCAGAAUGCAUCUGGAGGCAUUCUCCCCCUCUCACUAUUUCUGUCACCUGAUGACCCUCUGCCAAUUCUGUAUGCACCCAACUCAAACUGCAGUUCCUUAUUGUGAUAUAUGUUUGCUCUCUUUAAAUUGUAUAUGGUGUGGUAGGGCUGGGCUCUAUUCAAUUAGUGUGAAGGAUUCUUCUCCCUAAAUUUGAAUGUAACUCCUCAACAUUCUCCAUACAAAAAAUUUCCCUUAUUUACUAAAACAAGUAAUAUUCUGUAGAGUCCUGUAAGUGAGAAAGUUUUUUAAAUAUAAUUUUUGGUGAUAUUUCAGCAAAAAUCAAUAGAAUUCCAUCAUUUUUGCUUUGGCCAUGGUUGGUUAUAUGCUUGAAUGCCUAAUCAUGUGGCAUGAAAGCAAGGAAAAGGAUUGCACAUUCACACCAUGCCCUUCCCAAAGCCAAACAAGUAUUUCUGUCCUUGGGGGAAGGAGAGAAAGAAAAGAAGGUCCAUGAAUUCAGUCAGAGUGACAUACAGAAGUGAGUGAAGCCUUUUUCAGUUUACCCAAAAAUAUAUUUAUUUGUAUCCAUAUUAUGUGUAAGCAUUUACAUCUAAUAAGCAUUUGAUUAUUGAUUUUUCCUUAAUGCAUACCACUAUUCAACAAAGUGCUUAAUUGUGUCCUGUUGAUCUCUCGUCAGCUGGGAAGUGUCAAAAAAUGCCAGUCCAAGCAGAAGCUUCAUUUUUGCAGCAAUGGGUGCUUUUUUGUCAUGAAUGUUUUUUUUUCCCCAAAGAUUAAUAUUGUGGAGAAAUUAAUGAAUGGAUGAAAGUGUAACAUGUCUAAGCACAUGGGAUUCCACUUAGCUCCAUUAAGUGGCACUUAAAACGUAAUGUGCAUAAAGCUGAACUGAAACUUGAGCCUGUCCAUUAGCUUGCUGUGCCUAAUGGCUCAGAAUUGAUGAGUGGUGUUGAUCUAUGUCAGAUUCCAUUCUAUGAUGAUGAUGAUGACAUAAAUAUGAAAUCAAUAUGUGAUGAAGAUCAUGACAUGGAGAUUACCUUAUUAUGCUAGGGAGCCUGGUGUUUGCUCAAUGGGGUCUUCUCUUUGUUUAUUCCUCUCUCUUUAAUAGAGAUGAUGAAAAUAAUCCUCAUCAGCAAACUGAGCCCCUUCCCAUUGGGGAAUGUUUGCUGGCAUGGCACAAUGUACCUGAAUCCUCUUUUUCCCUGUGUCUGCAAGGAAAAAGAAGAAUAAAAAAUGCAGAGCAUUUAUGAGAUUUGUUGCAUCACCUCACAUUCUUUGUUCCAUGCAUAUGUUGGUGGCUUGAUGUGCAUUAUUGCAAGAAUAAAUCUUGUGAUUGCAGCUCUCA